Molecule: messenger RNA, 2253 nt
Organism: Marasmius oreades (fairy-ring Marasmius)
Lineage: Eukaryota; Fungi; Basidiomycota; Agaricomycetes; Agaricales; Marasmiaceae
Product: Phenylalanine ammonia-lyase str11
Exons: 7
Coding region: 1-2253 (750 amino acids)
Biological process (GO): L-phenylalanine catabolic process
Cellular component (GO): cytoplasm
Molecular function (GO): ammonia-lyase activity
Source: RefSeq, a predicted model, not a curated record
AUGGUCGCACUUUCCUCCGAGACGCGUACUACCCGUGUUCGAAGAAGUUCUUCAUCUGCGAUGCACACUCUUUUCGACAAUGUUAGUAUCGUAAAAGUCACCGCGACAUCAGCAAGCCAAGCAUCAGGAUCGGCGGCGGCAACCCCGUUAUCAUCCCAGUCUACGCUGUUAUCCAAGUUCGUUGCCUCGUUCAAGGAGUUUGAGGCCUACCAAGCCGGCAAGUUGGUCAACGUUGACGGUGAAAACUUAUCGAUAGCUGCUAUCACCGCUGCUGCUCGCUAUCAGGCCUCGGUCCAACUCGAUGCCUCUUCGGCCGUUAAAGAGCGCAUGAUCAAAAGUCGCAAACUGCUCACAGACAAAAUCGACAACGGAUUGAGUAUCUACGGCGUUACUACCGGUUUUGGUGGUAGUGCAGACACUCGGACCGAUGCGCCCCUCGUUUUGGGUCAUGCUCUUCUACAGAUGCAACAUGCAGGCGUCCUUCCAUCUUCCACCAAACCUCUCGAAGCUUUACCUCUACUCGAUCCUGUCGGCUCCACCGUGAUGCCAGAAGCUUGGGUUCGAGCUGCAAUGCUCAUCCGUAUGAACUCUCUCAUCAGAGGGCACUCUGGUGUGCGAUUGGAACUCGUCGAAAAGAUGAACCAACUUCUUACCGCCAACAUUACACCUGUCGUUCCCUUACGCGGGAGCAUAUCUGCAUCCGGAGAUCUUUCACCGCUUUCGUAUAUUGCCGGGACGCUUUGCGGUAACCCAUCUAUCCGUGUGUUUGACGGUCCAAGAACAUUUGGCGCGCGUCAAAUAAUGUCUUCCCGUGAUGCCCUGGCAACUCACAAUAUUGCUCCGAUCCCUCUUGCCUCGAAGGAACACCUGGGAAUCUUGAACGGGACGGCAUUCUCAGCAGCGGUCGCGUCGUUGGCAUUGAAUGAUGCAGUUCAGCUCACUAUCCUUAGCCAGGUUUGUACGGCAAUGGGAGUAGAGGCCCUCUUGGGGAACCGAGGGUCAUUCGAUCCUUUCAUUCAUAAUGUGGCACGUCCCCAUCCAGGUCAGAUCGAGUGUGCCAAGAACAUUUGGGACCUACUCGAAGGAAGUCAAUUUGCGACCCUAGAAGAAAAGGAGGUCACGAUAGCGGAAGAUGACGGUACCCUUCGGCAGGACAGGUACUCGUUGCGAACCUCUCCACAGUUUAUCGGCCCACAAAUUGAAGAUCUGCUCGCAUCACUUGCGACCAUUACUUUGGAGUGCAAUGCCACCACUGAUAACCCCUUAGUUGACCCUGUGAACGGGCACGUUCACCAUGGUGGCAAUUUCCAGGCCAUGGCUGUCACUAAUGCGAUGGAGAAGACGCGUUUGUCUCUCCACCACCUUGGAAAGAUCCUCUUUGCCCAAUGCGCGGAGCUCAUGGAUCCUCACAUGAAUCGAGGCCUCCCUCCCUCCAUGGCCUCCACCGACCCGUCGUUGAAUUACUUCGCCAAAGGCAUUGAUAUCGCGACUGCAGCAUACGUCGGGGAGCUGGGCUACCUCGCCGCGCCUGUCUCGACGCACAUUCAAUCGGCCGAGAUGCAUAACCAAGCAGUCAACUCACUCGCUUUGAUUUCUGGUCGUGCCACAAUCAAUUCCUUGGAAGUUCUCUCCAUCCUGACUGCUUCCUACCUCUACGUCUUGUGCCAAGCCCUCGAUCUUAGAUCUUUAGAAAAGGAACUCAAGGAAGGCUUGACUCGCAUUAUCCGGGAGGAACUUUCCCAUACCUACGCCAGCGAUGUCUCCUAUACGGAACUUAGUUCUGUCACCGUGAACGUUCAGAAAGCCAUGUUUGCCAUGUGGGAACAGACCAGUACCAUGGAUGCUAGUGCCCGGAUGCAGAAAAUUGCGGCUUCUAGCUCGACAGUUUUAUUAGAUUUCUUCACCCGGACACCGUAUUCGGAAAGCGAAUCGAUAGGGAAGGCUCUUGCUGCCAUUCCCAAGUUCCGGUCAACCUUUGCUUCAAGGGCUACGUCACUCUUUGGUGAGCUCAGGGAAGCUUAUCUCUUUGGGAAGCGUGGUUCUGCACCUGCGAGCCAGUACCUCAACAAGACCAAGCCGAUGUACGAGUUUGUAAGGAAGACUCUCGGGAUCCACAUGCAUGGCUCGGAAAACUACAAUAACUUUGCCAAUGGCCAUGGCUUUGACGAACAGACUGUUGGGCAAGAUAUUUCUAUUAUUCAUGAAGCCAUUCGAGAUGGUCGAAUGAAACCCGUCCUCGCGACUAUGUUCUGA